Microtus ochrogaster (prairie vole) is the source of this 1055-nucleotide messenger RNA. RefSeq names its product folate receptor beta. Gene Ontology annotation, biological process: cell adhesion; fusion of sperm to egg plasma membrane involved in single fertilization; sperm-egg recognition. Gene Ontology annotation, cellular component: external side of plasma membrane. Lineage: Eukaryota; Metazoa; Chordata; Mammalia; Rodentia; Cricetidae. Gene Ontology annotation, molecular function: signaling receptor activity. The record is from RefSeq and is a predicted model, not a curated record.
AGUGAUGAGCGGGCAUAUUUCAUUUUGUGCUUACCAAAGCGCUCAUCCUCUGUGCUCGGCAGCGGACAAAGACUGUGGGGACUGCCCAGGCUCUGAGCUGUUGCUAGCCUAGGGUCAGGUCAACUUGGACACUCCUAUGUGUGCUCCCAGAAGGCAAGGACAUUCAGACAGAAAGACAUGGCCUACAAACAGACACCAGUGCUGCUUUUGGUCUGCAUAGCCACCACAUGCAGUGCCCGGGACAGAGCAGACCUGCUCAACACCUGCAUGGAUGCCAAGCACCACAAGACAAGGCCAGGCCCGGAAGACAAGCUGCAUGACCAGUGUAGUCCAUGGAAGGAAAACGCCUGCUGCUCAGUCAACACCAGCCAGGAGAUACACAAAGACAACUCCCGUCUGUACAGCUUCAACUGGGAUCAUUGUGGCAAGAUGUCCCCUGCCUGCAAGCGGUACUUCAUCCAAGAUACCUGUCUGUAUGAGUGCUCCCCCAACCUGGGGCCUUGGAUUCAGCAGGUGGACCAGAGCUGGCGUAAAGAGCGUUUCCUGGAUGUUCCCUUGUGCAAAGAGGACUGUCAGGAGUGGUGGGAAGCCUGUCGCACCUCAUUUACGUGCAAGACAGACUGGCAUAAAGGCUGGGACUGGACCUCAGGCGUUAACAAGUGCCCAGCCUCUGCAGCUUGCCGCAUCUUUCAGCACUACUUCCCCACACCAGCCAGCCUGUGUGAAGGUCUCUGGAGCCACUCCUACAAACUCAGCAACUACAGCCGAGGGAGCGGCCGCUGCAUCCAGAUGUGGUUCGACCCAGCCCAGGGCAACCCUAACGAGGAGGUGGCGGCAUUCUAUGCUUCCCUUGUGUCAGCUGGGGCUGUUCCCCAGUCAGUGGUGCCUCUUGUGCCCAGCCUGGCCCCAGUGCUGUCAUUCUGGCUCCUUGGCUGAGGUCAGUCUUCUCUAUUAAGAAAGAGGAAGUCCUAAGCCCGCUUCCAUCUCACUCCUCUGCCUCCAGUUCCUGCUCCACAAUGGGGCUCGGGCUUCCUACAACAGUCAUUUCUAAUAAA